AAAUUGUCACUCAGGUGAACUUUGAGCAGACGUAUUGGAGCAGCUGCCUCGUUUUUUAUCACAGAUCAAAAGGCAACGGCUUGACACUCCUUUUCAUUAUCUCCUUUCCUCGGUGGCAGUGGACAGGACACUGGCUUCUAACAUGCACAUCUUCACAACCACGAGUGUUUAGCAGGGAAUAUUUCUUUCUGCACAUUUGGGUUGGUUUUUUUAAGAGGUCAAACAAGAAGUUUUCAACAAUGAGGCCGCCUGUGGAAGUCUCCGUGUUCCUCCUUUCUCUUUUGGCUCCUGGAGUUUUGUACACCAUGAACAACAUCCCAGCAUUACAGGAACCUCUUCCUAUCCUGGGAAUGGGAAUGGUCGUCCUAGGAUUAGUUCUUCUUCUCCUCCUCCUCACUGUGCGAAACAAGACGAAAGUGGAUCCCUUGUUCUACGUAUUUGCAGAGUUUUCCUUCACCUGCAUGGUGGGCCUGACUAACGCUUUAGAACAGGAUGGGUUCAUCUCUGGCUUCAUGGGCUUCUACCUAAAGAUGGGUGAGCCUCAUCUGAGUACCGCCUAUGCCGUGAUGAUGUCUUACUGGGAAGGCGUUGUUCACUUUGUCCUUUUCCUCAUCAUCAUCCACCGAAUGUUCAAAGGGAAGUCCUAUCGUAGUCUGGGGCUGCUGUGGACCGGCUCCUCAAUCGCCCACCACAUCGUUCUCAUCCCAGGGGUGGUCAUUGGUAAAUACGGGUCUAACAUUCGACCAGCUUUUUGGAGGAAUACCCCCUUCUUUUUGGUGCCUUUCUGGGCGGCGUCCCUGCUCUUCAGCAGACCCCGAGAGAUGCCAAUCAUCAAAGCAGACGAGAUUUCAGCGGAACAAAAGAAAAGUCUGCUGUCUCGACCUGUUGACCUCCUUCUGUCACUUCUGUUAUUCGUGGCAAUGGCCUUCUCUGUUUUCAGAGGCUUUGUGGUGCUGGACUGUCCUCUAGACUCCUGUUUCACCUACAUCUACCAAUACGAGCCCUACCUCAAAGACCCAGUUGGCUUUCCCAGGGUUAUGAUGCUGGUUUAUUUGUUCUAUGCUCUGCCCAUGCUGACUGUGUUCAUCUAUGCUCUGAAAACACCGGGAUGCAGCUGGAUGCUGGACUGGACCAUCUUCUUUGCUGGAGCCAUGGCUCAGACCCAGUGGUGCCAUAUCGGAGCAUCUCUGCACUCCCGCACUCCCUUCACGUACCGAGUCCCAGCAGACAAGUGGUGGCCUGUUAUCACCCUCAAUGUGCUGCUCGCUGCUGCGCCAAUUCUGCUGGCCCUGCGCUGCCACACCAACCCCGCUUAUUUUAUGAAACCUGUUCCCAAGGGACAGACCAACAGCGAGAAGAAGAAAAACUAGACCACACACACCAGACAUGGACUUCAUACUUCAUGCUGUGACAGGGCUAAUGUUUUCUGGGGACUCCUGUUGGCGCACAACCGCAUUAAACACAAUUUUUCAAACCCAGAGGAAAUCUAAAAACGUUGCUUUCUGAGUCAACUGUUCAAAAUCAGUCAUCUCGGGUAGAAGCAGCAGCACUCCCCGCAUGGACUACUGGACCCUGAUAAGAAGGCUGUUGAUCAAGGUGAGGACUGUGAACAGCUUGCACAGCUUUCAGGUGACUCAUGCAGAUACCCAGUUGGUAUCUUCCCAAACUAAGACUAUUAACCUGGAUCAUACAGGCCAGCAAUACCCUACUGGAGAGUUAUCAUUAUUCAUCUUCCUAUGCUGAAAUCCACACCAAAACUCCUCAUAACUUUCAUUGUUUAAAAACUGUGAAUAUAUGUUCAGGUCAUCCACUGAGUGCUUGAAAGGCUGAAAGAGUUUCUGAUAAAGGAGAUAACAGCAGAUGUUACUCAAGCGGAGAAAAUGAUGGAGGAAAAAGUCCACCUGGUGACUUACAUUGUGUAACAUAGUUGGUGAUCCCACGUGUUGUCACCGGGGCUGCAACAAACAAUUUCUGAUAAAUCCAGUCUAGAAAAUAUUAGAAAAUAAU
Molecule: messenger RNA, 2007 nt
Organism: Morone saxatilis (striped sea-bass)
Lineage: Eukaryota; Metazoa; Chordata; Actinopteri; Moronidae
Exons: 10
Coding region: 240-1370 (376 amino acids)
Biological process (GO): regulation of lipid metabolic process; lipid homeostasis
Cellular component (GO): endoplasmic reticulum membrane; endoplasmic reticulum-Golgi intermediate compartment membrane
Source: RefSeq, a predicted model, not a curated record